CCCGGCCCCCAUCCCUGCCGCGCAGGCCUGGGUGGACCUCUGUCCACUUCUGCUUUCGCUGGCUCUCGGCGGCUUCGGCCUGGAGUGCCACCUCGGUUCCCGCGCCGCCAGCGGUGCACAAGCCCUGAUGCCGGGCGCACGCCUGCUCGCUGCACCGCACUCCAGGGAGGCUGGAGUUUAAUCACACAAACAGUGUCCGGCUUCCUGUCCUCGUCCGCCCCCCUCCCACCCGUUUCCCUGGCCCCUCCCUCUCCUCGGCCCGAUCCUCCCACCCGCUCCCCCUCCCCCGAUCCCUCGGGUCCCGGGAUGGGGGGGCGGUGAGGCAGGCACAGCCCCCCGCCCCCAUGGCCGCCCGUCGGAGCCAGCGGCGGAGGGGGCGCCGGGGGGAGCCGGGCACCGCCCUGUUGGUCCCGCUUGUGCUGAGCCUGGGCCUGGCGCUGGCCUGCCUUGGCCUCCUGCUGGCCGUAGUCAGCCUGGGGAGCCGGGCAUCGCUGUCUGCCCAGCAGGAGCUUUCCCAGGGGGAGCUGGCAGCAGAGGACGACCAGGAGCCCCUGGAAUCUAAUCCCCAGACAGAGGAAAGCCAGGAUGUGGUGCCUUUCUUGGGCCGACUGGUACGGUCUCGCAGAAAUGCCCCUAAAGGCCGGAAAACACGGGCUCGCAAAGCAAUUGCAGCCCAUUAUGAAGUUCAUCCACGGCCAGGACAGGAUGGAGCGCAGGCAGGUGUGGAUGGAACGGUAAGUGGCUGGGAGGAGGCCAAAAUCAACAGCUCCAGCCCCCUACGCUAUGACCGCCAGAUUGGGGAGUUUACAGUCACCAGGGCUGGGCUCUACUACCUGUACUGUCAGGUGCACUUUGAUGAGGGGAAGGCUGUCUACCUGAAGCUGGACUUGCUUGUGGAUGAUGUGCUGGCCCUGCGCUGCCUGGAAGAAUUCUCAGCCACUGCAGCAAGCUCCCCUGGGCCCCAGCUUCGACUCUGCCAGGUGUCUGGGUUGUUGCCCCUAAGGCCAGGAUCUUCUCUGCGGAUCCGUACCCUCCCCUGGGCCCAUCUCAAGGUUGCACCCUUCCUUACCUACUUUGGACUUUUUCAAGUUCACUGAGGGGUCCUGGUCUCCCACAUUUCCUAAGUUUACCUAAAUAGUUCUCAGAGCAUCCACAACCCCUCAGCCCUACCCUAGGCUGCUCCUUGCUCCAGUCUGCCUCCAAAGACAGCCAGGGCUUGUUCACACGCUUUCCAUCCCACAUAAAUAUGCCUGUUCUCCUCUUAUACCUCCCCCAACUAUCCAUCUCACUAGCUCCCAAAGCCCCCACUUAUCCCUUGACUCCUCAGGCCCCAAACCUCCACGACACUGUGUUUACUAUGUGCUUCAGGCACUGAGAGGGGCUGGACCUGGUGGCAGGAAGCCAAAGAGCCUGAAACUAGACCAGGAGUUCCCAAAUGUGAGGGGUAAGAGUCCGAUACAAGCUCCUCCCUGGAUGAUUCCCUGUGGAUUUUGAAAACAGAUAUUAUUUUUAUUAUUAUUGUAACAAAAUGUUAAGUGGAUAUUAAAGAGAAUAAACCAU
Nannospalax galili (Upper Galilee mountains blind mole rat) is the source of this 1560-nucleotide messenger RNA. RefSeq names its product TNF superfamily member 12 (gene Tnfsf12). Lineage: Eukaryota; Metazoa; Chordata; Mammalia; Rodentia; Spalacidae. The transcript has 7 exons. Gene Ontology annotation, cellular component: membrane. Gene Ontology annotation, biological process: immune response. Gene Ontology annotation, molecular function: tumor necrosis factor receptor binding; receptor ligand activity. The record is from RefSeq and is a predicted model, not a curated record. The coding region runs from base 345 to 1097 and encodes 250 amino acids.